AGCGUUCUCAAAAAUCCCAAACCCUCUCGGCAGCGGCCGCGCGUCGAAUUUCCUUCGAAAUUAGUAACUUCGGGAAAAAGUGUAUAGAUGGCAACGAAACUGGUGCAACUUCAGUCGAAGGCCAAGCAUGCUUCUCAGUUUGUGGCCAAGCAUGGAUGCGAGUACUAUAAGCAGCUGAUGGAGAAGAACAAACAAUACGUUGUGGAGCCGCCCACUAUUGAGAAAUGCCAAGAGCUUUCAAAGCAGCUCUUCUACACCAGACUUGCAAGCAUUCCUGGUCGGUAUGAAUCUUUCUGGAAGGAGUUGGAUGGUGUGAAGAAUAUUUGGAGAAAUAGGCAUGAACUGAAGGUUGAGGAUGCUGGUAUUGCCGCUUUGUUUGGGAUUGAGUUGUAUGCAUGGUUCUGUGUUGGUGAGAUUGUGGGAAGAGGGUUCACUUUCACUGGCUACUAUGUCUGAUCAGGCUAUAGUUUCACCAAUUUGUUCAUUUAGUUCCCUUAAUGAGGUGAUAAGAGAUCUCAGUCUCUUUCCACAUGACAAAUUUUGUUUCAAGCACCAUUUCUGAAGUUUGGUGUUUCAGUAAAACAAGCAUCAUUGCUGCAAUAAUCUCCUGGCCUUGUUUGUUUCGAGUGCACUCCAAUACUAUGAAUUGGCUCAAUUUGCUAUAUUUUGCAUUCUUGCUCCUUGGAAUUGCUAAACCUUGAUGGAUUGACUUUAUCAAUCUUUUCAUUAUGCA
Molecule: messenger RNA, 733 nt
Organism: Dioscorea cayenensis subsp. rotundata (Guinea yam)
Lineage: Eukaryota; Viridiplantae; Streptophyta; Magnoliopsida; Dioscoreales; Dioscoreaceae
Exons: 3
Coding region: 88-456 (122 amino acids)
Biological process (GO): proton motive force-driven ATP synthesis
Molecular function (GO): proton transmembrane transporter activity
Source: RefSeq, a predicted model, not a curated record